AUGCCGUACAUACCAUGUCUGACCGAGAAAGUUGCGAAAAUCUUGCGCAAGCACAAUUUGAUUGCAGCUCCUAAGCCGUGCGACAAAAUCAAGUCCAACAUCUUUACGAAACUUAAAGACCCAAUUCCGAUCAUGCAACAAACAAAUGUCGUUUAUGCCAUCACAUGCGCUUGCGGAAAUGAGUACAUCGGACAAACGUCGCAAACUCUUGCCAAACGCAUCAAACAACACGAAACCACCGUGCGUCUAAAACAGAAAGCUACAGGCCUAGCUCAGCAUGCGUUGGAAAACGGCCCCGGUCAUGUGUUAGAUUUCCCGAAAACGAGAAUUCUCGAACGAAUCCCAAAUACAACACACCGUCGGAUAGCUGAAAAACUGCACAUAAAGAUGCGAGAGAAUCGUGCAGUUAACAUCCAACAGGACACAAAAGGCAUCUCGAGCGUGUACAACGGAUUGUGGAAAAAGCUGCGGAAAAAAGAGGAAAUGGAACUACAUCGCAAAACGGAACACAUUCAGUCGACAGCGAGCCGCAGCAGCAGCAGCAUCAACAGUGACUAG
This is a messenger RNA of Uranotaenia lowii, 558 nucleotides long. RefSeq lists its product as uncharacterized. The transcript has a single exon. The record is from RefSeq and is a predicted model, not a curated record. The coding region runs from base 1 to 558 and encodes 185 amino acids. NCBI's taxonomy places the organism in Eukaryota, Metazoa, Arthropoda, Insecta, Diptera, Culicidae.